AUGUCGUUGGCCAAGAGGAACGAUGGUUGCUACGAGUGUCGUAUGCGGCGCGUCCGCUGCGACAAGACGGAACCUGAAUGCUUCAAAUGUCAGAAGAAGGGUAUUAAAUGUUCUGGCCAGGGAAUUGAGUGUCGCUUCAGUAAGCACAUGAAAAGAAAGCAGGCUGCGAAUUCAGCCUCUACCAUACUGGCCGGUGGUACUGGUGCCAGUACAUCGUCAAAACCGACGAAACGCUUCCAGUUUGUAAACGUGGAAAACGGGCAAGAUGGAACAUUUUCCACAACACCUGCCCAAGAAACGGCUGCGUCUUACCCCGAACCAUCAAGCUCAACGAGCUUAGUGUUGGCAUCUCGUCGGAGAGGGCCAGAGUUGGUCAGGGACAGGCAAGGCAAACCACCUCAGAGUCAGAGGGGGGUUGUGUCCUUCUCGUCGCCCCAUGCGGCCAUGGAAAUAGUGCCUCCAAAGUCCAGGAUGCUCUUUGAUCAUUUCUCAAACUUCAUUGCCUCUAAAAUGGUAGUCCUCGACUUCAAUGGAAACGGCUACCGCCAAAUAGUGCUGCCCAUGGCAGUGCAGGAUGACCUGGUCGGACAAGCGGUAUCCGUCAUUGCUGCAUUUCAUUUGUCCCAAAAAGUGCCCUCUAUGCACAUGGCAGCUGAGAAGGGGCAAGAACUCAUCUUGUCACGGUUACGGCACCAGUCCCUCAACCUCGAACCCCAAAACCUGUUCAGCAUGUCAACCUGGGUGACCAUACUGGUUCUUUUAGUUGGCGACACAAUUACUGGCUCCAACAACUACGUCUAUUUACUUCAGCUACUCUCACGCCUAGCGCAGUUAGCCGUCAAGGAGCCAACCCUCUCUGAGGCGACAAAAGCGUUCAUACUGGAACAGACCAAAAUGUUCCAACUUUUCGGGUUUCCCUUAUCAAGCCAGAGCAAGGGCGUCGAAACACUGACCGUAUCACCCGACCAUUAUCUGGACUUCAUGACAUCUCACCCUUCGCUUGCAAUGGAUCCAGAACCCUAUGCAAACGUCAUGAUUAUGAAGGAUAUCAUUCGACAGGCAUGCUACAUUUACAGAAGUCGUGCUUCACACGAGGCCACACGCGAAUCGUCCAUUGAAGCAGUUGAGAAGCUUCGCCAGACUGUCAUUGACAUGGACCCAAAUGUUGAAGGUCGCCACGCGCUUGUAUGGGCGUACUUUGUGGCGUCGGCCGAGAGUAUUCUGCCGGAGCACCGCGACUUUUUCUACAAUCGUUUAAAGGGACUCUUUGAGUGCACAGGGUUUGGUAGCAUUCCGCUUGCCCUGCAGACCUUGGACUACAUAUGGUCGAAACAAGACUCGACAAAUUGGACAGAGAUUGUGACGCACGAGCGGCAGAUUUUGAUCAUGUAA
This is a messenger RNA of Pochonia chlamydosporia 170, 1392 nucleotides long. Its product is annotated as fungal transcriptional regulatory protein. The record is from RefSeq and is a predicted model, not a curated record. Gene Ontology annotation, cellular component: nucleus. Gene Ontology annotation, molecular function: zinc ion binding; transcription cis-regulatory region binding; DNA-binding transcription factor activity, RNA polymerase II-specific. The coding region runs from base 1 to 1392 and encodes 463 amino acids. NCBI's taxonomy places the organism in Eukaryota, Fungi, Ascomycota, Sordariomycetes, Hypocreales, Clavicipitaceae. The transcript has 4 exons. Gene Ontology annotation, biological process: positive regulation of transcription by RNA polymerase II.